AAAAAGAAGUUUUUAUAUCCACAACUGAAAUCAUUCCAGAAUCCCUUUUCCAUGAAGUUGACGACUGGAGUGUGCAAGAAGGGCUUGUGACUUUAAAGCCACCAUAUACAAUCCAACGUUACGAACGCGUCAUACCUUAUAAAAACUCUGAAGAAUUCAAAAGUACGGAGCGCAGUGACAAAGAAAAUUGGUAUAUUCUUGACGAAUUAGAAGAAGAGAAGACUUAUGAGACGAGAGUGUCUUAUGCUUCAACAUCGCCUACAAUCUUCGUGUUAAAUAUAAUGGAUUUUAAAGAAGUAAUGAAAAUCAUACGAAAAAAUAACGCGACCGAUGAUGAAAAGACUUCUCAUCCGAAGUUGAGCACUACAAAAAAAUUUCUCCGAGUGAGAGCAAUUUAUGAUGGUGUGUCUAUCCAUCAUGGCAGAGGUUCUAGACCUGUAAUUUACAACGUUG
Racocetra persica is the source of this 453-nucleotide messenger RNA. NCBI's taxonomy places the organism in Eukaryota, Fungi, Glomeromycota, Glomeromycetes, Diversisporales, Gigasporaceae. The record is from the annotation of a GenBank genome assembly.